Messenger RNA from Bradysia coprophila, 2421 nucleotides. RefSeq lists its product as uncharacterized. Gene Ontology annotation, molecular function: protein binding. Lineage: Eukaryota; Metazoa; Arthropoda; Insecta; Diptera; Sciaridae. The record is from RefSeq and is a predicted model, not a curated record.
GAUUCGAAGGUUCUUCAUAUCAGUUCAUUGAAGUUAUCGCGAAAGGAAAGACGUUCUAGGUUCUAACAAUGAAAAUCGAAAGCAAUUUUCUGUACGUUGUUCUCAGUGUUUGCGCAUUUUCAUCUGGCAUAACUUUGGCCACUCGCAGAUCGUAUGGAGAAGAAUGUAACCGAAUCAAUAAAUGCGACAAGGCGGCAUGGCUUUCAUGUCGAGAUGGAAAAUGUGAUUGUUCCAAGCCAGACGAGAUGUUGUACGAUGAAGGGAAGGGCAAAUGUGUGACAAAAUCAGGGGAACGGUGCAAGUACGGUGCAUUAAGCGAAGAAACACUUGUGGAAAUCACCGACUGUGUAAAGAACUCGAUUUGCAGUGCUGACGGCGUGUGUGAAUGCGAUUCGAAAUACCAUGAAACGUACAACGGUACAUGCAGACUGUCGGUACUAUUCGGGGAAAAUUGUUCCGAAGAAGAUCAAUGCUCGAAAUUCGUUGGGUUGCAAUGUGUGGAUGGGAAAUGCGAAUGUAAAGAUGGGAUUUACUCCAGAGAAAGAGGACUUUGUGUUGGACGAAGUCAAGGCAGUUGUUUGCGAAACGAAUGCGUCGACGGUGCCAUAUGUGUUCAAGACAAAUGUCUUUGUGACUCGGACCACUUCCACUCGAUCGACAAAACUUGUCUGCCGAGGAAGAAAAUAUUGGAUAAUUGUACCCGAGAUGUGGAAUGCUUGCAAACGGAUACCUUAAAUCUCCGAUGCAUUUCGGGCAUAUGUAACUGCCAGGAUAAGUUUGAAUACUUGUCUGUGCAAAAGUACGAAUACAGGGACUAUAGUAGGUUUCCAACAGAUAAUGGCUUCAAACCUUUUGCAAUCGGAUUUACAGGACCAGUUGUGGAAAUGUGUGCUCCCAGACUUGGGGAGAAAUGUCCAGAGGGUUACUGCAUGAAUAAUGCAUUUUGUGAUGCGGAAGUUCAAUAUUCGGAUUCGUACACAGAACCGAUAUAUGAUUCAUGUCGAUGCAUAAACCAGCAAUACUCACCCAACAAAAAUUUCGAAUAUUGUGCUGGGACCUAUGACCAAGAUUGCACUGACGACUCAGAUUGCAUUGAUGAUCUGGUGUGUUCGGCUGGAAAGUGUAACUGCCCAUCGCCCUGGCAUCAAUUCUUUGACUAUUCUACAAACACCUGCGUUACGAAAGUCGGUGGUCAUUGCACGAGUUCGUCGACCUGCGUUCCAAAUUCAAAUUGUGUGCAUGCGUCAACUACUAACAAAAGUGGGCACUGUCGCUGCAAUCCGAAUUUUGUAGCGAAUAUAGAUAGAAACUGCGACCUAGCUUACGGAGCAGAUUGUACCGAGGAAAAUGUAAAAUGCGACAGCUUUGCCGGACUGUUGUGCAUUAAUAACAAGUGUUCUUGUCCAGACGCAAUGUACGAAUAUAAUGCGAGAUUUCGACAAUGUUUGGGGCUUGUGGGUGCUACUUGUACUAAAUCACAAGAAGGCGACGGACAUGAUUGUGUUGACAACGCGUACUGCAAAGAGACACAGCCUCUUUUCGAAUGCGAUUGUGUGGAUGGAUACGUGGAAGCAGAUGAUCACACGUGCAUGUCGAUCGCAGCAAUGGAAUCACAGCGUGGACAAAAUGGAGACAUCGAUCGUUCGGAUCGUAGUAACGAUAAAAACGUUACCAAAGCACCAGAAAUAACUUACGAUAACAGCACCUGCAAUCUGCACAUCUGCAACAACGGGCAGUGCAUACGUAACGAAUGGGUUUGUGAUGGCAUCGUACAGUGUGAUGACAAUUCCGAUGAAAUGAACUGCCCCGAAAUGAACACAGGUUACGGAAGUGUAAAUAUGGAAGCAUGUCACCCGUUGGACCAGUUUACGUGUGCUAGCGGUGAAUGCAUUGAAAGCAGUCGUUUUUGUGAUGGAAACAUCGAUUGUGAUGAUGACUCAGAUGAACCUGAUUAUUGUUAACAAACAAAAGAAUGCAGCAAUUACUUCCAAUGUUUUAGUGGCAGUUGUCUUCGAUACCAACUAUGUGAUUAGAAGAUGGUUUUGAUGAAACAAUAUGCAACAUGUAAUUAAUGAAUACGCGAGAGGAGGAAGGGGGUCAAAAAUCAAUGACAAAUUCAAGAAUUUUGAAUCAAAAUGCCAUUUCAAACAAAUUUCAUAUAAGUAAUCCUUUGAGAAACGAGUUACGCUCACUCAUUCACUCAUUCUAUAGAUCAUUGUCAAUGUCGUUUGAGAUGUCAAAUGAGCUGUCAUUUCCACAAUGUUACAAAAAUUUAUAUGAAGCUGUCACUGUUUGAGGUUAUCUUUGUGAAAUUGACAACUCAUUUGACACCAUUUUGAGAGAAGAAACCGUUAUUUGACACUGAUCUAUUAACGUCAAAAUAGCCUCCAAAUUUCAAAGAUGUAUGUGUGUACGAUUGCA